Messenger RNA from Suillus subaureus, 444 nucleotides. Its product is annotated as 50S ribosomal protein L30e-like protein. Gene Ontology annotation, molecular function: structural constituent of ribosome. The record is from RefSeq and is a predicted model, not a curated record. The transcript has 2 exons. NCBI's taxonomy places the organism in Eukaryota, Fungi, Basidiomycota, Agaricomycetes, Boletales, Suillaceae. Gene Ontology annotation, cellular component: cytosolic small ribosomal subunit; ribosome. Gene Ontology annotation, biological process: translation. The coding region runs from base 1 to 444 and encodes 147 amino acids.
AUGUCUGACGCUGGAGAUGAAAUUCAAGUUGACGCCCCGGCUGCUGAGGUCGAGGUCACUACCGAGGCUCCAAAGGGAAAAAUGUCCGUUGAGGAUGCUCUUCAGCAAGUCCUGAAGAAUGCCCUUGUUCGUGAUGGUCUCGCUCGUGGUCUCCGCGAGUGCGCCAAGGCAUUGGACAAGCGCCAGGCCCACCUGUGUGUGCUUGUGGAGACCUGCACAGAGGCUGAGUACAUCAAACUCAUCGAAGCACUCUGCGCAGAGCACAAAAUCAACCUGAUCAAGGUCGGAGAUGGCAAGAUCCUGGGCACAUGGGCAGGUCUUUGCAAAAUUGACAAGGAGGGCAAUCCCCGCAAGGUCGUGGGCUGCUCUUGCGUCGUUGUCAAGGACUAUGGUGUAGAGAGUGAGGGUCUCAACGUGCUCCUUGAAUACUUCAAGAACCGAUAG